Messenger RNA from Cokeromyces recurvatus, 1215 nucleotides. RefSeq names its product WD40-repeat-containing domain protein. The transcript has 5 exons. The coding region runs from base 1 to 1215 and encodes 404 amino acids. NCBI's taxonomy places the organism in Eukaryota, Fungi, Mucoromycota, Mucoromycetes, Mucorales, Mucoraceae. Gene Ontology annotation, cellular component: mRNA cleavage stimulating factor complex. Gene Ontology annotation, biological process: mRNA 3'-end processing. The record is from RefSeq and is a predicted model, not a curated record. Gene Ontology annotation, molecular function: RNA binding; protein binding.
AUGGGCGACAUUUCUGAAGACGAAGUUUUAUCGCUCAUUAUUAGUCAACUUAUUGCUUAUGGUUAUUCAGCUGUUGCUCAAAGUGUAGCUGACGCGACAGGAGCUUCAAGUGAUAUGAUGCCCAGUACUAGAUUAUCAGAAUUAAUACGAAUUGCUAAAGAAAAGGGCGAAGAAGAAGAAUCUGAAGAUAAUUAUUCUGUUAAAGACUUUGAUCAUGAAUUACCACAAGAAGAAAUGGACGUAAGCACAACGGCUACUGGAUUUGACAUGGAAUACAUGCAAAACGCUCAGCCUAAAACUCCACCCGAUUAUAAUCAAUUAUACUUUACUCAACACAAAGGGCCAUGCCGUACAGCUAUUUUCAGUUCAGAUGGCCGAUUUGCAGCUACAGGUUCACAUGAUUCAUCUCUUAAAUUACUUGACGUUAGUAAAAUGAAGAACAGAUCUGGUGAUGUUGGAGAUAAACCUGUAAUUCGUACUUUAUAUGAUCAUACAGAACAAGUCAAUGAUCUAAGCUUUCAUCCAAAUGGCCUAGUUCUUGCCAGUUGCUCUAAUGAUCAGAGUAUUAAACUAUUUGAUUUAUCAAAAGCAGGAGUUAAAAGAGCAUUUAGGUAUUUGCAGGAUGCUCAACCUGUUAAUUCAAUUUGCUUUCAUCCUUCAGGCGACUUUUUACUAGCAGGCACAAAGGAUGCAUCUAUUCGUAUUUAUGAUGUGAAAACACUUCAAUGUUAUACAAAUGCCAGUAGUGCAGAAAUGCAUCAUGGAUCAAUUUCACAAAUUCGAUAUUCUAAUUCAGGAAAGAUAUUUGCCACUUCUUCAUUAGAUGGAACAGUACGUAUUUGGGAUAGUGUAUCAUCUCAGUGUAUAAAGACAUUUGAUUCUGCACAUGGUGGAACCGCUGUUUCAAGUGUUCGAUUUACAAAUAAUGAAAAAUAUGUGCUGACGGCAGGUUUAGAUUCGACCAUUCGUUUAUGGGAAAUUACAAGUGGUAAUAUUUUGAUGGAAUAUAAAGGUCAUGACCAGCAUUCACAGUUGCUUCAGCCUACAUUUUCAUAUAAUGAGGACUUUGUAUUGAUUGGUGAUGAAUCAUCGACGGAUGCUAUUUGUUAUGAUACAUAUACAGGUGUUUUAUUAAAGAGAAUUACUGGACAUAAUAAUAUUGUUAGAUGUAUUGCUGCAUCGCCUACAGACAAUGGCUUUUUGACAUGCAGGUAA